Messenger RNA from Paralichthys olivaceus (Japanese flounder), 547 nucleotides. Lineage: Eukaryota; Metazoa; Chordata; Actinopteri; Pleuronectiformes; Paralichthyidae. The record is from RefSeq and is a predicted model, not a curated record.
CGCUGCGGCUCAGACAAUGAAAACAAGGGAUCAUCUCUGAGGCUGCAGCCCGGACACGGAGCCUCUCUCUCGGACUGACUGAGGACUCAGGCCCGCGGAGCUGGAGCCAGACAUGUCGCUGCCAGGAUGACGGACACCCGCACCUCGCGUCUGCUCCUGUUCGUGUGGAUGUGCGCGCUCUGGGACGCGCUCGCCGCCAAAUCUCUCCCAGAUCCGGGAGGCUUCGAGGUGCAAAUAAAAGUCCAGGUGUUCGACAGCAGUGACUUGUCGCCGCUGGCGGACGCUCAGGUGCACGUCCACGGGAAUCAGACGAUCUUGGCGUCAAGCAGAGCCGGCAGCGAUGGCGUCCUGAGGGUCAGCUUCCUGUACCGCGCUGGAACAUGGGUCAUCAUCACAGCCUCCAAACAAGACUACGUCACCAACUCCGUGCCCUGGCACUCCAGCCGCAUCCCCUUGUACGCGUCAGUCAGCCUGUACCUCCUCGUCCAGAGACCGGGGACUCUCAUUCUGUACGAUGACGUCCUGCAGGUUCUGUCUGGGUCACCAG